Messenger RNA from Knipowitschia caucasica, 987 nucleotides. The record is from the annotation of a GenBank genome assembly. Lineage: Eukaryota; Metazoa; Chordata; Actinopteri; Gobiiformes; Gobiidae.
AUGUAUCUUCUCAGCUUGGCAGUGCGUGUAGCCGCUGGGGCAGCUGUGGUGAGACCUUUGAGGCUGGUCCACAGUCCAGUCCCGAGUCAGAGCAGAUCAUCUGGAAACUGCAGGAGAAUGGAGAUGGAGGACGGACACAGGAAGAGGAGGUAUCUGGGCUGUCUGUCCAAGAAGCAGCUCCUGGUCCUGAGUGGCGUUGCUGGUCUGGGGGUUCUGCUGGUCGCCAUCAUCGUCCCGACCGUCCUGCUCUCCAGGGAAACAGAUCCCAGUGUUCCAGAUCUAUCCUUUGCCACUGACGGAGACAUGCUGGACUUCCUGGUUCAGUCUGGGACCAUCAAGGACCGGGACGGGCUCCAGGCCACAUGGUUCCACCGAGCCAACUCCAAGGACGAGAUGAACAGGGCCCUCGCGAGUGAGGCGAUGGUCCUGGAGGCAGACGUGACUCUUCAGGGAUACGGGACCCCGGCUCAGAAGCCCAUCCCCAUCAUGGCCCACCCCCCCAACGUAACCAGCGACAACACCCUGGACCAGUGGCUGGACGCCGUGCUGAACACCAGGAAGGGUAUUAAGCUGGACUUUAAGUCCCUGGCCUCGGUGGGUCUGUCACUGGAUCUGCUCCUGCAGAAGAACAGCAGCCGUGGGAUCCACAGACCGGUCUGGCUCAACGCAGACGUCCUCAAAGACCCUCUGGUCCCAGGCUUCAUCCCAUCAAUCAACGGAACACAGUUUCUGGAGCUGGUGCAGGAGAAGUUUCCAAAUGUGACGUUGUCUCUUGGCUGGAUGGUUCUUGGGAUCUACAACAGGAAAAUGGUGGAGGGAAUGUACGCGCUGGUCAAAGAUCUGCCACAGAGGGUGACGUUUCCGAUCCAUUCUCUGUUCGUGAGGAAGGGCUGGCCUCACAUCAGCUGGCUCCUCAGUCAGUCCUCCAGGUUCAAGACAACAGUCAUCCAGGAAGAGUUUACUACGACAUCUACGAACCCACGCUGA